Molecule: messenger RNA, 927 nt
Organism: Trypanosoma rangeli
Lineage: Eukaryota; Euglenozoa; Kinetoplastea; Trypanosomatida; Trypanosomatidae
Product: nucleoporin SEH1
Exons: 1
Coding region: 1-927 (308 amino acids)
Biological process (GO): positive regulation of TORC1 signaling; cellular response to amino acid starvation
Cellular component (GO): Seh1-associated complex; nuclear pore outer ring
Molecular function (GO): protein binding; structural molecule activity
Source: RefSeq, a predicted model, not a curated record
AUGGCGUUAGAUCCGUCGGGUGUUUUGCUUGCAACGUGCUCAAGUGACAAGGAAGUAAACAUAUUUUAUCGUAAUUCAUUAGUGGACGAGCCUAGUGCCUGGACCUUAUGUUGUAUUUUAAAGGAUCAUGUGGCCACGGUUACUCGUGUGGCAUGGUGCUUACACAGGGAGCAUGGACCUUUGCUUGCCACCGCGGGUGCUGAUAGGUGGUUUUACGUGUAUAAAAUUAUACUGACGAUGCAUGGUGGGAAAAUGGUGUGUGAUGCAGUGAAAUAUUCUGUUAUUAGGGGGUUUGAAAAGGAUGUCAUCACCGAUGUGGCGUUUAUUCCUUUUGAACAGCAUCGUAUUCUCCGCUUGUCAACCGCAUCGUUGGAUGGCUGGAUACGUUUGUACGACAUCCAACCUGUGCAAUUCCUAUGUGUUAGCAAAAUCACGCAGGAGACACAGACAGGUAGAAGCGUAGACACGCGCCGUCGUGGAAUUACCUCCAUUGCCUGGUUUCCAAGUUCGGCUGAUGAAGGCAGGGCUCUUGCUAUUGGAUGCAUGAAUGGGGCCUUUUUCCUGUACCGAUCUUCAAAGGACUGUGAAAAGUUUGAGCGUGUGCGCAGUGCGCUUCCUGAAAGAGCGGAUACCUCUAUUCAUCAUAUUGUUUGGGCUCCUUGUGUUGGGCGUUCCUUUCAGUUGCUGGCGAUUUGCUGCCGUAGUUCUGUGUAUAUUGUGCGGCUUAAUUGUGUUUCGCCCGUCUUGGAGUCAUACAAUUGCGACGUCUUUCGUUGGCCCCGAGGGGCGGCGUGCGCGGCGUGGAGUCGUUCUGCCUCACUGCUUUACCUAAUCAACGAUGAUGAUGCAAGUGAGAUGACGCUCCUGCAAGCAAAAGACCCGUCAGAUCAUCAGUCGUGGAGGGAAGUACCACAUAAUUUUUUCUGA